AUGGCUCACUUGAAAGAAUACCAAGUUAUUGGCCGUCGUUUGCCAACUGAAUCCGUUCCACAACCAAAGUUGUUCAGAAUGAGAAUCUUUGCUCCAAACGAAGUUGUUGCUAAGUCUCGUUACUGGUACUUUUUGCAAAAAUUGCACAAGGUCAAGAAGGCUUCUGGUGAAGUUGUCACUGUUAACCAAAUCCACGAAUCUCACCCAACUAAGGUCAAGAACUUCGGUAUCUGGGUUAGAUACGACUCUAGAUCUGGUACUCACAACAUGUACAAGGAAGUCAGAGAUGUCUCCAGAGUUGCUGCUGUCGAAACCUUGUACCAAGAUAUGGCUGCCAGACACAGAACCAGAUUCAGAUCCAUCCACAUCUUAAAGGUUGCUGAAAUCGAAAAGACUGCUGAUGUUAAGAGACCAUACGUCAAGCAAUUCUUGACCAAGGAUUUGAAAUUCCCAUUACCACACAGAGUCCAAAAGUCUACCAAGACUUUCUCUUACAAGAGACCUUCUACUUUCUACUAA
Molecule: messenger RNA, 519 nt
Organism: Henningerozyma blattae CBS 6284
Lineage: Eukaryota; Fungi; Ascomycota; Saccharomycetes; Saccharomycetales; Saccharomycetaceae
Gene: RPL20B
Product: 60S ribosomal protein eL20
Exons: 2
Coding region: 1-519 (172 amino acids)
Biological process (GO): translation
Cellular component (GO): ribosome; cytosolic large ribosomal subunit
Molecular function (GO): structural constituent of ribosome
Source: RefSeq, a predicted model, not a curated record